Molecule: messenger RNA, 2055 nt
Organism: Octopus bimaculoides (California two-spot octopus)
Lineage: Eukaryota; Metazoa; Mollusca; Cephalopoda; Octopoda; Octopodidae
Product: AT-rich interactive domain-containing protein cfi-1
Biological process (GO): regulation of transcription by RNA polymerase II
Cellular component (GO): nucleus
Molecular function (GO): DNA binding
Source: RefSeq, a predicted model, not a curated record
UUGUUUCUUUCUCUUACAGGUACACCUGUCAACAGAAUACCAAUUAUGGCAAAGCAAACGUUGGAUCUAUACGAAUUAUUUCGAUUGGUUGUAUCAAAAGGAGGGCUCGUUGAAGUUAUAAACAAAAAAUUAUGGAGAGAGAUUACAAAAGGGUUAAAUUUGCCUUCGUCCAUAACAAGUGCAGCGUUCACAUUGAGAACACAAUACAUGAAAUACCUCUACCCAUACGAAUGCGAGAAAUUAAAACUCAGCUCCCCACAGGAAUUGCAGGCAGCCAUUGAUGGUAACCGAAGGGAGGGUCGAAGACCGAGCUACGGUUACGAUUUAUCUCCUGGACCAACCCUUAUCCCUAACCCACAUCAUCAUUUAAACGGAAACAUCUUAAACGGAAAACUAGGAGCAACAUCACCAGGCGCAGCUAGCAUUUCUUCAAUGAAAUCAGAAUGGUUGGCAGCAUAUUCUUCAAUAUUUCCAACAGAAGCCAGAAAGAAAACUGGGCUAGAGAGUUCACAAAAUGGGGUGACACCGGCUGAUUACGUUUGGUGGGGUAGCAGAAGAAUUUGCUUCAAGCCGGAUUCCGAUGAUGACAGUAUGCCAUCAACACCAUUGCAGUCACGUAGUCUAUCAGAAAGGGAUGCACUGGCAAUGGAAGCUGCAUCUAGAGCGAUGGAAGAAGCGACCCGAAAAAUGGAAGCUGCUUCACGAGCUGCUGUCGAAGAAAGCCCUCCAAGGAAACGUCUUGCAAUGUCAGAAGAGGAACGACUACUGGUUCACGCCGGAAUGCCGAGUGCUCACAUUAAAAUUACAAGUAGGAAUGACGGUCGGUCGGAGAUUGACAAUUCACUAGUGGUCAGUAUGGAGAUCAACGGUAUCAUGUACCAGGGCGUCUUGUUUGCUCAACAGCCACGACGGAUUUAGCCCAAGACUACGUCUGUAAUAUCACCCUCCGCGGCUCAGGAUCAAUCAAUAAAAACAGUUAUAAAAGACACAUCACAAUUGUAAUAAGCAGCAACAAAAGCAAGACAACAAUAAACAUAAAGAACAGUAACAACAAAAAUAAAAACUAAAACUAUAAAAGUAAAGAACUGAAAAUAAUACAACAAAAAAAAACAACAAAGGAAAGCAAAAGAACUACCUAGUUGUUUUUCACACAUUUGCACUUCGUCAGACUCGACUCUCAUUCAGAGACUUGGUGCUGCAAUUUGAGCUACAGCGCCUGCUAUGUUGUUGCUAGUGUUAUCUCAUACACACAUAUACCAUGUGCACACAGACACAUAUAUACAUAAACAGACACUGACACAUACACAUAUCAAAAUAUAUAAAAGCAACGGCGCAUAUGUCGAAAUUUGUGAACGAUAAUAAAGGAUGUGACAAUGAAACGCAAAAAAAAAAAAUCCAAAACAAAAAGACAACCAAAAUAAUAAAGAAACCAAACGAACAUACAAACUGAGGCGAUGACAAUGAUUAUUAUUAUUAUUAUUAUUAUUAUUAUUAUUAUUAUUAUUAUUAUUAUUAUUAUUAUUAUUAUUAUUCAUGAUUUGAGAUAUUCAUCAGAAAUUUCCAUACGUAAAAACAAGGAUUAAUAUACGUCUUGGACAAAAGGAAAAGAUGAUAAAAAAAGAAACAAUAAAAACAUUGCAUAGAAGUGUUUGAAGGUCAUCAAAGAUGUUCCUCGAUUAAAUUCAUUACAGUUAUUAAUUAUUUUGACGGGUUCCAGUGGCAGAGGCGGUGUAAAGAGAGAAGCUGAAUAAAAUGCCUUGUGGUAUUUAAUGUCUUCCCUUUACGUUCUCUGUCCAAAUCCCUCAAAGUCGACUUGGCUUCUCAUUUUUCUGGGAGGCUUCGAUAAAAAAAAUAUUGCAACAGUUAAAUACUGGGUCGACUUAUUUACCAUCAUCCCACCCCAAAUUUGUGGCUUUGUGCCUAAGUUAGAAACCAUGAUCAUCAUUAUUGCUUUUAUUAUUAUUAUUAUUAUUAUUAUUAUUAUUAUUAUUAUUAUUAUUAUUAUUAUUAUUAUUACAAUGACAGUAGAAACAAUAACAAUUUCAAUUAUGUGAA